AUGUGGGAUGAUGUCUUAAAAGAUGAGAGAGGAUGGAGAAUAUUUCAUAGAACUUUAAGCAAUGGUCUUCAGGGAAGUAUGAUUUUGGUCACCACUAGAUCUUCCAAAGUAGCUAACCUAGUCAGCAACAGUGAUCCCUAUGAGCUCAACGGACUGCAAAAUGAUGUUUUCUGGGAUUUCUUCAAACUAUGCGCAUUCAGAUCCAAUAGUUCUAGCAAUAGCCCAGAGCUGGAGCACAUUCGUCCAGAGUUGGAGCGCAUAGGUAAAGCUAUACUUCCCAAGUUGAAGGGUUCACCUUUGGCUGCCAAAACUCUUGGACGCUUGUUGAAAAGCAACCUAAGCAUUGAGCACUGGGAGGACAUAUUGAGAAGUGAAUUGUGGAAAUUGGAACAAGAGGAGACUGACAUUCUGCCAGCCCUUCGGCUGAGUUAUGUUUACCUGCCACGGCACAUGAAAAGAUGCCUCUCAAUCUGUGCGCUGUAUCCAAAGGAUCAUAGAUUUGAAAAGGAGUUUUUAGCAGACAUUUGGGUAGCACAAGGGUAUGUGGAGGCUGAAGAUGCAUCCUCUUGCUUUAAUGACCUUGUAAAUCGAUCGUUCUUUCAAAAAGCAGCUGGCCAGAAUAAUAUCUACGUAAUUCAUGACUUGAUACAUGAUACUGCACAGCUAGUCUCCAAGGAUGAGUGCUUCAUCAUACAACAUGUGAGUGACCUACCUAAAAUCCCUUCAAAGGUUCGCCAUCUGUCAAUAUUCACCAAUGGAAAUAUCAGCUGUACAGAAUUAGUGACUAUUUGCACACAAAAUAAAAAACUGCGGUCCCUAGUAUGCAAUGAAUCUUACAAAAGUAUUAAACAAUUUGCUCCCGUGAUUGACUGUUGGUUCAAGGAACUCCCGAGUAUCCAUGUAUUGAUUUUUAAAAUUUCAACAGUGAGAAAGUUACCUAAGAGCAUAGGCAAUUCAAAACAUUUGCGUUACCUUGGUUUAUUGGGAAGUUCUACUUUCGAGACCCUUCCUUCAUCUGUUAGUUGCCUAUAUCAUGUCCAGACUAUAAAUGCCAAGGGUUGUGUUUUCAAAAGAUAUCCUAAAGGUUUCAGUGAUCUGAUUUCCUUAAAGAAAAUUGAAUCAAAGGGCUUCCUAUAUAACAAGGAUAAAGAUAAGCAAUUGCUAGAAUGGUCCACAAAGGGAAUAACUGAUGAACAGUUACAGAUGACAAAGGAGCAGAUUGAAUUGUUACCUCAUUGGAAUCUUGAGCAUUUGGAAAUAGUGUCUUACCUAGGUCAAUCUUGCCCCAGCUGGCUCCGGCCAGACUGCCUGAAAAUGUGUCCAGACCUCAUCUCUAUUCUUGGUGCUAUAUCUGUCUCUGAAAUAGAGUCGGGUUAUAUAGAUGGUUGCCCCAAGCUGAUGGAGAUAAAACAGCCUUUCAAUUACAAGAGGCCACGACUGAUCAUUGGCGAUGUGCAGGCCAUGAAUAAUGAUGAGCGUUCAAGAUGA
Molecule: messenger RNA, 1488 nt
Organism: Oryza sativa Japonica Group (Japanese rice)
Lineage: Eukaryota; Viridiplantae; Streptophyta; Magnoliopsida; Poales; Poaceae
Source: RefSeq, a predicted model, not a curated record